Abrus precatorius (Indian licorice) is the source of this 1617-nucleotide messenger RNA. RefSeq names its product MLO-like protein 4. Lineage: Eukaryota; Viridiplantae; Streptophyta; Magnoliopsida; Fabales; Fabaceae. Gene Ontology annotation, cellular component: membrane. The coding region runs from base 1 to 1617 and encodes 538 amino acids. The record is from RefSeq and is a predicted model, not a curated record. The transcript is spliced from 15 exons. Gene Ontology annotation, biological process: defense response.
AUGGGUGAAGAAAAUGGAGGAGGAAGAUCCUUGGCUGAAACCCCCACUUGGGCUGUCGCCACUGUCAUCACUCUUUUGGUUUUUCUUAGUUUCUUGUUUCAAGGCACGUUAAAAAAAUUGGUUAAGUGGUUGGACAAAACUAAGAGAAAAUCUCUGCUUUCUGCUCUGGAAAAGAUCAAAGAAGAACUAAUGCUUUUUGGACUUCUGUCAUUGCUGAUGGGUCAUUGGAUUCUUUUUGUGGCAAAGAUUUGUGUUAAGUCAUCGGUAUUAAGCAGUAGAUUUUUUCCGUGUGCAAUGGAAAAGAAUUCUGGAACAGUGAAACGUAUUUUAUGGUCGAAUUUAGAAUAUUUAAAUAAAACAGUUCCCAAAGAGCAAGUGAACAAUGGCCUCCACAAUUUUUGUCCUGAGGGUCAUGAAUCAUUGGCUUCUUAUGAAAGCCUUGAGCAGCUUCAUCGCUUUGUGUUUGUUCUUGGAAUCACCCAUGUUUCCUACAGCUUUGUUACUGUUGCCCUGGCUAUUAUCAAGAUAUAUAGCUGGAGAACAUGGGAAAAUGAAGCAAAGACUAUGGCUGUACAAAGCUUACAAGAUACUUCACAAAGUACAUCAAGCAUGAAACUGAGGCGGCUUGGUACUUUCAUCUUUCACCGCACAUCCCACCCUUGGAGUCAUCACAAAAUUCUUGUUUGGCUGCUAUGUUUCAGCCGCCAAUUCUGGAGUUCUAUCCACCGAGCUGAUUAUAUGGCACUGCGCUUAGGCUUCAUUACUAAUCAUGAACUUCCUCUAACGUACGAUUUCCACAACUACAUGCUCCGAAGUAUGGACGAGGAAUUUCGUGACAUAGUUGGUGUUAGUGUGCCUCUCUGGAUAUAUGCCAUAUGCUGUAUUUUUCUAAAUUUUCACGGUAACAACUUUUACUUUUGGCUUUCCUUCGUUCCAGCAAUGUUGAUCCUCAUAAUUGGUACUAAAUUGCAUCGAGUAGUGGUAAAGUUGGCUGUUGAAAUAAUGGACCGAUGCCCAUACAUGAAACAUCAUUCAUUUAACUUAAGAGAUGAGCUCUUUUGGUUUGGAAAGCCAAGGCUUCUGUUACGGUUAAUACAAUUGAUAUCCUUCUUGAAUGCAUUUGAAAUGUCAACAUUCUUAUGGUCCUUGUGGGAAAUUAAAGAUCCUUCAUGCUUCAUGAACAACCGAACGUUUAUUGUGAUCCGCUUGUCAUUCGGGGUCAUCUCCCAAGUAUGGUGCAGCUUUAUAACGUUCCCUCUCUAUGUUAUCAUCACACAGAUGGGAUCAAGAUUCAAGAAGUCUGUGAUAUCUGAAAAUGUAAGAAAAUCACUCUCUAAAUGGCAGAGAAGAGUGAAGGAGAAGGACCGGCAAAGUCCCUCUCAUGCACUACUUAAUCCUACAUCAACAACAUCAUUGGGUUCUUUGCUAUAUGGAAUGGACAAAUCAAACUCCCAAAUCACUGAGAAAGGAAGUUCCUCAGGGACUAAAGACAUUUGUCUCUAUCAUCAUCUUAAUGAUGAUGUGUCAGAGACCCAAAGAAAUGCAGCAUUUCCAAGUUAUGAAGAUGAUCAUCAUCAUAAUGCAAAUGAUGAUUCUUCUAUCCCUCCUUUCUCUUGA